Salvia hispanica is the source of this 629-nucleotide messenger RNA. RefSeq lists its product as uncharacterized. The record is from RefSeq and is a predicted model, not a curated record. Lineage: Eukaryota; Viridiplantae; Streptophyta; Magnoliopsida; Lamiales; Lamiaceae.
AAGAACUCCACUAAAAAAAAUGGAACUAAAUUCCCACACAAAGCUCAGAAAAUUGCCUCACGUUUUUGGCAAAGUCUUGGAGCUCCCUUUCCGGUCGGACGCUGACGUGGCGGUGGAGGAGGGCCCCGAUUUCUUUCGAUUCAUCGCGAAGGCCAAGGUCUCGGGUGGCGUAGUAAGGGCUCACGCGGUGGAGAUUCAUCCGGGCGUGAUCAAGAUUGUUGUUAGGAAUGAUGAUCACAAGCUUAAUAGUAGUAGUUGUGGUGUUGAGUUAUUUAUAGACAAGUUGGAGCUCGACACGUGGAGGUUCCGGCUGCCGUCAUCAGCUCUGACGGAGCUGUCCACGGCGGCGAUCGGUGACGGGAAGCUCGUGGUGAAGGUGCCCAAGGGAGGCGGCGGUGAUAAGAGACAGUUGCCAAAUGUAUAUGCAUCUCCAUUUCUUCCACAAAACACUAACCGUUAUAGAAAAAAGGGGUUUGCAUGAAAUUUCUUUUUUUAUUUUAUUAUUAUUUUAAUGUUUAGUGAUUGUUAUCAAGUUAGAAUAUAUAAGAUCACAAUGCAUUGUAUGGAUACAUAUACAUAUUGAAAGUAGUACAUUAUUGUUUGUAUAAAAAAAAAGAUGGUUUAUAUGA